AUGACUACGUUAACGUUUGGCAAGCAUAAAUCCAAGACUAUUGAGGAGGUAUAUGCUUCUGACUUUGGAUACUGCCGUUGGCUAUCGAAUCAAAAGGGUCUCGUUGCACAUGGUAGUGAUAUCGCUAAUUUCCUAGCUCAAAAGUUCGGCAAUGACGAUGGAUCGUUCCUUAUGACGUGGGGUAAAUACAGACACAAGACUGUUGAACAGGUCCAAGCCAUCGAUGCUAAAUACCUGGAAUGGUUGAGCAAGAAUGAAUUCGUUCAGGCCAAGAUGCCUAAGCUGAAGGCAGAAGGUGAUGAGUUAUUGAAAUCUGAAUUUUCCAAUAAAUUCUGA
Messenger RNA from Phytophthora sojae, 336 nucleotides. RefSeq lists its product as hypothetical. The record is from RefSeq and is a predicted model, not a curated record. Bases 1 to 336 code for a protein of 111 amino acids. Lineage: Eukaryota; Oomycota; Peronosporomycetes; Peronosporales; Peronosporaceae. The transcript has a single exon.